CGAACGAUUCACUUCCUGUAUGAGUGUAGCGAAGAUUUUCAUGCGGCUUACACAAAUGUGUGCAUCUGUCAGCCAGAGGUGAACAUGGCAGACGUUUCGGAGAGGACACUACAAGUCGCCGUCGUGGUUUCUUUCGCCGCCGGCUUCUUGGCGGGCUGGCAGGCCAACAGAAUGAGGAGAAAGUUCCUGGACUGGAGGAAGAAACGACUGCAAGACAAACUGUCAGAAACGCAGAAGAAGCUGGACCUGGCUUGAGUGGUUUGGGGCUCUCCUGUGUCCUGCACUGGCUCACCUGUGUCCUACACUAUACCUGCAUUUUCCUGCCACACCUUUUAAAUCAAGACUGGACUUAAUACUGUCUAUUGUCUUUGGAAAUAUAACCAUUACCUUUACACAGCAGCUUCUUGUCUGCCUUCAGACACUAAUAUGGAAGAUCAUGGGAACUUUGUCUUCAGAUGUUUUCCACCUCAGCAUUUCUCAUUCUCUACCUGUUUAAUAUCUGGUCAACUAAGUUAUUGUGUUUUUCAGUAUUCCACCACCACUGGUGUAUGAAUGUGUAUUUGACAAAUGUGUGUGUUGUGAGGAAUUGAGGAAUUGUAAAGCUCUUUGCUCUGCUCCUAGGAUGUUUGUGCUCCAUAAAUAUAGUCAAUUUGCCAACAAAAGAUUCUUUAUUUGGAUGUGAACCUGAACCUGACUGGCUGCCAGUUUAUGAAUGUUCUAAAUAUUAAAAACUCAAUUUAAGUUUCA
Messenger RNA from Lates calcarifer (barramundi perch), 747 nucleotides. Its product is annotated as mitoregulin. Gene Ontology annotation, cellular component: mitochondrial inner membrane. Lineage: Eukaryota; Metazoa; Chordata; Actinopteri; Centropomidae. The transcript has 2 exons. The record is from RefSeq and is a predicted model, not a curated record. The coding region runs from base 85 to 255 and encodes 56 amino acids. Gene Ontology annotation, biological process: positive regulation of mitochondrial membrane potential.